UAGUUGCAUCUGGAAGUUGCCAUAGAGUAGUUCUGAGGUUAGGCUUUGUUCUUAGUUCCUAGGCCCGAAUCUCAUAUUUCUGGCUGCAGUUCAAGUCUAAAAGCUUGGAAACAGGGUUACAUUCAGGCUGCAGCACCCUCCGCUUGCUCUAAGACACAGCUUCGUCUUUUCACCUUCACCUUCUUUUCCUAAUGACGUCAUUAGUUUUGUGGCUUGCACACAUCGACGCGGCGUAAACCGCAUUGCGUAAACCGCAUCGACACGCCUUCUUCACCUUUGUGGCUUGCACACAUCGACGCGGCGUAAACCGCAUUGCGGCAGAACAGAAUCGUCGUCGUCGUUGUUACUUGUCAUCGACGUAGUACUUCAACCAAAGUGGCGAUAUUGCUACGGAAAACAGCGAUCUGUUACAGUUAUUGUUACGGGUCGCCGCUUUUCGCUCGACUCUGGAGGUUCGAUCAGCCCACCUGAUAGCCGUUUGCCCUCUUCCUCGCCCCUGGUUCAACGACGUGAGGAACCGUCAACUCUAGCACGAGAAGCGGGAAGUAGAGCCUUAAGAGCCGUUAUAGACCAGCCACGAGUAGGUGUUAGUCGUUUGCCAUUCGAACGCCAUUAGAAUGCCAUUAGAACGAGAAUAUAGUCGUUAGACGGAGAGUCGAAGUAUUUCCUUCAUGCUUUUUGCCUUGCGAGGCUCAUCAUGUCGGUACGGGAAGCGCGAUGGAUGGCUAGAAUGCCUACCGAGCCCACGUCCAGAUCGCGCGCGAAAUCCUCGCCCUGGUUACCGGUUUCGCCUGCCGUCGUGACGGUAUGGAGGCCUCGCGGGAAGGCUGCUACAAUACCGAGAGCGUGCGGGAGGUCCACGUCAUCACUGCAAUUGUCGCUCAUCGUGACGGUACUGCUAGCGCUGGCGGGCGGUCGAUGCCACGUGGCAGCUGUGCCUGUCGUCGCCAACGAAUGGAACGCUCUUAUUACAAUCCGAGACACCAUGGGCUUCGUGACUCCCAGCCGCAGCCCCAAGGUGUACUGGACGGCCAACGACGACUGCUCGUUCCUGUUCGGAGUCAACUGCAACGCCAACGGCAACGUGGUUGUGCUGUACCUAUUCAACGCUCUGGGAGCUGUUCCAGCAGCAAUCGGCAACCUCACUUUCCUCUCCGCUAUUACCACCACUGGGAACCUUACUUCCCUGCCUACGGAAUUCUCAAGACUAACGAAAAUGACAUUUCUGUCCAUGAGCAGGAGUGGCAUCUCCGGGCCCUUCCCAACAAUGAUCACCGCUCUUCCGAAGCUCAAAGAUGUCAAGAUGAUCAACAACUCCAUGUCAGGAGCAAUCCCACCUGCAUUCUCUGCUCUAACUAACCUAACUGUCCUCCGACUGGACACCAACAAAUUCACGGGCUCAAUUCCUGUUGGCCUUUCCAAACUCGUGGCUCUAACACAACUUAACCUGCAGGACAAUCAGCUCACUGGAUCCAUCCCUGCUGCGCUCUCCGCACUCAAGGCACUGCAGACACUUGACCUUCGGAAAAACAAGCUGACCGGCACCAUCCCCGCUCAACUCAGCACCCUCACCAACCUAGAUGGACUCUACUUGAACGGAAACGCACUCACAGGGGCCAUCCCAAGCCAGCUCAAGACUCUCACCAACCUUCGCUUCCUCUUCCUCGACAACAAUGCCCUCACAGGCUCGAUACCUGCGUCUGUCUCCUCCUUCGCCUCCCUAGUAUACUUGAGUGCGUCCAACAACAAGCUCUCGGGCUCCUUGCCUGCCGGCCUUUCCUCUCUUGCCGCGCUACAGUACCUAGGCCUGGCGAACAACACCCUAACUGGAUCUAUACCCUCCGUUCUCUCGUCCCUCGGCUCUCUAGCCAUAAUGUUCCUCAAUCGCAACUCACUCACUGGCUCGCUCCCUCUCCAACUCUCGGAGCUCACCUCUCUCUUCUCCCUCGACAUCUCUCGCAACAAGCUCAACGGCUCUCUGCCUCCCAUCUUCACCAGCAGCAUGCCGUUUCUAGGCUUCCUAGACCUCUCCUACAAUUCCUUCCUGGGCCGGCUGCCUCCCUCCCUGGCCACCUGCCAGACGCUAUACGAGCUUGACGUCAGCCACAACUACCUCAGCGGCAUCGUGAUGCCCAUCAUCAGCUCGCUGACGUCACUACAGUCACUGGACCUCUCCUCCAACUAUUUCACUGGGCCAGUCCCCCCCAUGAGCUCAGCCCUACUCGCCCAACUCUACAACGUCCAGAACAACUAUUUCUUCGGCUCGGGCAACAUUGUCGACCUCGCUGGAAAUUCCAUCUGCCCGAACGCCUCCUCUGCUGUCCAAACCUCCAAUAACUGCCUCUUAUACGCAUCAGACACGUGCACUAGCAGCACGAGCACAGGUGGUAACCCUGUUACGGUUAAUGAGCCACAGAGGACGGCAGCGGAGUGCACCAGCUUUUGCACGACGAGUUUCAAUCUGGUUACCACUGCGGGGAGUAACAGCCAGUGCACGUACGGAAUUGGGGUGUGUUUGGUGACGGCAGUGGCAGCGACAACUGGUGCGGUUACCAUCAAGUGUAACUGCACGUGGGCGGGGUCGACUCUUGCUGCUAAUGGAACUGCCUGCCUGCCUCCUCGUGAGUCUCUCUCUAUCCCCCCCACCCCUCCACACCCCCACUCUUCCUCCCCCUCCCCUCCUCCCUCCCCCCCUCCCUCACCCCCACCUCACCCCCUCCUUCCCCCCUCCAUCCCCUCCAUUCCCUCCCCCUUCCCCUCCACCUUAUCCUCCCCCGUCUCCCCCACCAUCCCCUCCCCCUUCCCCUCCACCUCAUCCUCCCACGUCUCCUCCACCAUCCCCUCCCCCUUCCCCUCCACCUCAUCCUCCCCCGUCUCCUCCACCAUCCCCUCCCCCUUCCCCUCCACCUCAUCCUCCCCGUCUCCUCCACCAUCCCUCCCCCUUCCCCUCCACCUCAUCCUCCCCCGUCUCCUCCACCAUCCCCUCCCCCUUUCCCUCCACCUCAUCCUCCCCCGUCUCCUCCACCAUCCCCUCCCCCUUCCCUCCACCUCAUCCUCCCCCGUCUCCUCCACCAUACCCUCCCCCUUCCCCUCCACCUCGCCCUCCCCCGUCUCCCCCACCAUCCCCUCCCCCCUCUCCUCCGCCUAGGCCCCCCCUUCACCUCCCUCCCCUCCACCACCUCCCAUGUUACCAUUAUUGGAGUGUUACAAGACAAGUCUCAACAAUAAGUGCUCUUGUUUUUGCCCCUUUUUCAACAACUGCUAUUGCUUACAAUAAUGAAUUAUGCGUAAAUGAUACUCGUGUAAAUGAUAACAUGCAACUGUCCUUCAGCAGCAUACAGUAGUUGGAAAUUGGCGA
Closterium sp. NIES-67 is the source of this 3358-nucleotide messenger RNA. The record is from the annotation of a GenBank genome assembly. NCBI's taxonomy places the organism in Eukaryota, Viridiplantae, Streptophyta, Zygnematophyceae, Desmidiales, Closteriaceae.